CUACCAGUCAGCUUCUCGGUAAACCUCGGUAUUACAGAUCUCCUGAACACGAGUACUUUUCGAAAUUCUUCCUUGAAGACCACUUUCUCGGAUCAAGGUUUUGAGAGCCCUGCCGCUAUUGCGCUAUUCCGCCAAAAUGAAAAGAAUCCUUCUAGUGGGUGCUACGCACUUAGUUGGUUCUCACAUCCUCGACCAAGCCCUGUCUGCGAAUUUGAGAGUUCGAGCCAUUCUCGAGUCUCGAGAAGAGGCACACAGGAUCCAGCAACUCUACCCUAGUGUCGACUCUUCGGUGCUGGACUUCUUGGUAGUACCGUCGGGAGAGAUAACAAGACCCAGAGUCUUCUCAGACGCUCUGAGUGACUCGGCGGAUCCAUUCGAAGCGGUUAUCUUGUGUCUCGCUGCAGACGCUUACGAGGAGGUCGACUGCCUCUCCCGUUACGUUGCCGCGGAGAGUGAAAGAGUGUGUAGGAUUCUGGGAAGUAUAAAGGACGCAUCUACGGCGGUUGGAAGAGUUAUACUCGUCUCCUCACUGACCCGUUUUGCUGGGUGGUUAGCGAAUCCAUCUACCUCAGGACACCCCCGAAGAUAUACAAUCAACAUGCCAGUGCCAGAGCCAGAAAUAGGAGGUGUCGACAGCGAUUACAUUCUUGAAGCGAGCCGGGCGAGCGAUAAUGUCAUAUAUGACGCAAUUUGCAACUGGAUAAAAGAUUCGAACACUUCCUUCGAGUUCGUGGCUCUCUCUGCACCCGCCAUCUACGGACCUUCAAUAUGGGGCGUGGAUCAUUGGGUGGACAUCCAAGAAGCGAAUCUCGAGAUUUGGAAUAUACUGAACAAACAGACAAGUGAGACCGUUCCUUCACCUCCUUAUGGAAUUUACUCCUAUGCAGACGUCAGGGACGUUGCCUUGGCAACCAUUCAAGCCCUUCACGUCCCCAUGACCAGAGUCAACCGGGUGUAUCUAUCCGCCGGAUCCAUGCCGUCAACAUUGAUCAUAGCACAAUACCUCACCGCACGCUUCCCCGAGUGUGAAGAACUUGUGCAGUCGGACCAGUUGGCCCCACAGCUUUCAGCAUGCUUGGAAACAGCCCAAAGCCCUGAAAGUGAAGAUUCAAACAAUUCUGGCUCAAUAUUAGGUCUCGGGCGCUAUCGGUCGUGGGAGGAAGCGGUGGGGGAUGUCGCGGCCCAACUCUUGGACUUCCGCAGACGGCGGGAAAGGACGCGGAAGAUGGGAAUGGGAGGUUGAAUUCUAUGAUCU
Messenger RNA from Westerdykella ornata, 1255 nucleotides. RefSeq lists its product as uncharacterized. NCBI's taxonomy places the organism in Eukaryota, Fungi, Ascomycota, Dothideomycetes, Pleosporales, Sporormiaceae. The record is from RefSeq and is a predicted model, not a curated record. The coding region runs from base 137 to 1243 and encodes 368 amino acids. The transcript is spliced from 2 exons.